AAAUUUGUGGAAAGUUUCAUGAUCAGAGAGUCCUUUACAACUUACAUGCUUAGUUUGUCAGUAUGUAGAGGCAUGCCGAAUUUUGGUUUUAUUCCUUUAAGAAUCACUUUAAACAAAAAAUAAAAUAAAAUAGAAAAGGUUAGUUUUAGUUUUAAUUUCAUGACUGACAGCUCAGUCUUUUCUUUUCAUUUUUGGGUUCAUACAGCUACAGUAAAUGAAGGCAAGAUUCAUGGACUUAAUGCAUUAAGGCUAUGCUAUUUAUUUAUGAAGCUCUGCUCUAUAUUGAAAAUUUCCCCGAAUGUUACUGAAUCUGGCAAUAAGCAUAUGGCCCCUGAGCUUCAAUACUUCACCAAUGUAUUCCAUCCAUGCUCGGCUAAUAUUCAAGAGUCAUUUAAUGGGGAUGUCAGUGUGUGGACCAAUAAUGCAAGAAAAGUCAGUUGUGAACAUUUGGUUUUCUUAUGGGGAUUCAAACUUGGGAUGACAGCUGGCAUGCUGAAGAGCGUACUUCGCGCAUCCCAUGACAUAUUUUCAGGAGAGUUUGAUGUUAAAUUGGUGGAUAAGAGUUGUGCCAUUGUUGUUUUCUGGCAACCCGGGUUAUCAAAAGAUUUUCUAGAUGUAAUGAACAGUGAAGAAAUUAGCGGAGGCUUAAAGGAGUUAGUAUCAGAAGGCCUGAGGGUAACCUGUUAUGAGACCUACAAGACAAUGUGUAGGCUAGGUUUGUGGGAGAUGGAUCUUGCAGAGUCCUUAGAAAGAGUUAUGGAGAGUUCUCCAUGUGAUAUUGAGAUUAACUGUGGAAGAAAAUCUUCUGAGACUCAUUGGUAUAAUGACAAUGUAAUUAACUUAGAUGAUCUUUAAUGUUGUCGUU
This is a messenger RNA of Gastrolobium bilobum, 865 nucleotides long. RefSeq names its product poly(A)-specific ribonuclease PARN-like. Gene Ontology annotation, molecular function: RNA binding; 3'-5'-RNA exonuclease activity. Lineage: Eukaryota; Viridiplantae; Streptophyta; Magnoliopsida; Fabales; Fabaceae. The transcript has a single exon. Gene Ontology annotation, cellular component: cytoplasm. The coding region runs from base 160 to 855 and encodes 231 amino acids. The record is from RefSeq and is a predicted model, not a curated record.